AUGGCGUCCAAUUUUUUUGACGAGGACCCAUCUACUUCUAGCGUUAUUUCUCUGUCAUUUCAGCCAAACUCUAGUUCUUUUCAGAACUCUUGCACGAGCUUGGUUUCUGAGAUACCAUUGGGAAGUAUUUCAGAUUGUUUAUUGCUGUCAUUGGAGGAAAAAUCAACUCCCAAAUCGACGUAUCACAGUGGUGGUGGCAUUACAUGCUGUGUUCCAAACUGUUUCAAGAAUUCUAUCAGGAAUAAAGAAUUGUCCUUUUACGUUAUUUCCAAGCAUUCGAACCGAAGGAAGAAGUGGCUCCACAUGCUUGAAAGGAAAAAUGUUGUCCCUUCGUCUUCUCAUCGAGUUUGUUCAGCCCAACUUGUUGGAGGCACAAAAACAUACAUGAACAAUAUUCCAACCUUAAAUGUGCCAAUACUAAAGACAACAAGACCAACGACAGCCAAGCCACGUACGACAAUAAAUAGUUCAGAAGGAAGAAUGCGUUCAGCUCUACUACCAAAGAAACUACGUUUUGAGCAAGACGUUGAAAAAAAUGAGCCGGAGGAAGCUAUGAAUGAAUUGAAAAGACUACGAAAGGAAAACCAAACACUAAAAGAGAAAAUAGAACAGCUUACGCAAGAGCACACUAAAAAGGUAGAGGAUUUAACAAACACUAUUACCGUACUUAAGCUAGAGCAUAAUAAAAAGGUUGAGGAAUUGACCAACACUAUUACCGAACUUAACUAAAACAGAAUGAAUUCUCUCUAGAAACAUUUAAAGACAAUCCAAAACUUUUUAUGUUUUAUACUGGAUUUUAAAUUUAUGAUUUGUUUAAGAUCUUUUUUGAAUUCUUGGGACCAGCAGUUAAUAAAAUAAACUACUGGGGAUCAAAUACCAGAAAUGAUGACUCAGAGUUCUCAAAAUGUGGUCCAAAGAGACAAAUGAAACCUGAACAAGAGUUGUUCAUUGUCUUAGCAAGGCUGAGAUGUGGUCUUCUUGAACAAGACCUUGCUGUAAGAUGCAAACUGUCCACGUACUAA
Molecule: messenger RNA, 1022 nt
Organism: Paramuricea clavata
Lineage: Eukaryota; Metazoa; Cnidaria; Anthozoa; Malacalcyonacea; Plexauridae
Source: the annotation of a GenBank genome assembly